AUGGGAGCUCUGGAGGAGCUGCAGACGACCAUAGCUCUGGUGGCAGAACCUGACCUAGAACCUGACCCUGAACAAACGGGACAUUCUCCGGCUGAACAUACGGGACGUUCUCCGGCUGAACAUACGGGACGUUCUCCAGCUGAACAUACGAGACGUUCUCCUGCUGAACAUACGGGACGUUCUCCGGCUGAACAUACGGGACGUUCUCCAGCUGAACACACGGGACGUUCCCUGGCUGAACACACGGGACGUUCUCCGGCUGAACAUACGGGACGUUCUCCGGCUGAACACACGGGACGUUCUCCGGCUGAACACACGGGACGUUCUCCGGCUGAACAAACGGGACGUUCUCCGGCUGAACAUACGGGACGUUCUCCGGCUGAACAUACGGGACGUUCUCCGGCUGAACAAACGGGACGUUCUCCGGCUGAACAUACGGGACGUUCUCCGGCUGAACAUACGGGACGUUCUCCGGCUGAACAUACGGGACGUUCUCCGGCUGAACAAACGGGACGUUCUCCGGCUGAACAUACGGGACAGUCUCCGGCUGAACACACGGGACGUUCUCCGGCUGAACAAACGGGACGUUCUCCGGCUGAACAUACGGGACGUUCUCCGGCUGAACAUACGGGACGUUCUCCGGCUGAACAUACGGGACGUUCUCCGGCUGAACAAACGGGACGUUCUCCGGCUGAACAUACGGGACGUUCUCCGGCUGAACAUACGGGACGUUCUCCGGCUGAACAUACGGGACGUUCUCCGGCUGAACAAACGGGACGUUCUCCGGCUGAACAUACGGGACAGUCUCCGGCUGAACACACGGGACGUUCUCCGGCUGAACACACGGGACGUUCUCCGGCUGAACAGACGGGACGUUCUCCGGCUGAACACACGGGACGUUCUCCGGCUGAACAAAACGGGAAGUUCUUCGGCUGA
Molecule: messenger RNA, 936 nt
Organism: Fundulus heteroclitus (mummichog)
Lineage: Eukaryota; Metazoa; Chordata; Actinopteri; Cyprinodontiformes; Fundulidae
Exons: 2
Coding region: 1-936 (311 amino acids)
Source: RefSeq, a predicted model, not a curated record